AUGGAUUCGACAGAAGCCGGCUGCGAAAUAGCAGCGAAUGCGGAUGUCAGCGGCGUUGGUAUCAGAGUAUCGAUAUACGCACUGUGCCUCACCGGAAAGCUCUUCAGCUACCUGGUCAAGAUCCUCGUGCGCGAGCGGGCCAACUCGGAAGACUUCUCCCGGAGCACUGUCGCCGCGCUCAGCCUGCAGGGCCUGUCGCUGCUGUGCACGGCCGUCGUGCAGACCUUUCAGGGCCAGCUCACGCUCUUCCACGCCGUCGUCGUGUUGCACAUGCUGGCCCUGCUGGGCAUAAACCUGGCCUCUCGCGGCCUGUACCGCGGUAACGAGAUGGCGCGCCACGUCGUCGACGCCGUCAUCAUCGCUGCCGCCGUCGUAGUCUUUGUCGCCUUCAACAUCUACGUCUGGGUCAACGCCCCGAGCUUCGGCCCACAGCCAGAGUGUAACGCCUUCACCGUGUACGUCGUCUUUGGCGUCAGGGUCCGCGCCGUCGACCCCGUCUUUCGCUACGUCGCCCUGGCCACGCUCGCCGUGGGGCCGGGUGCCUUUGUCAUGCUCCUCAUACUGGGCAUUCCCUCGUUGGGCCUGGCGCUUUGCUGCAGGGCGAGUCGGCGGCGCGCGGGUGACGGGUCAGGUGUGGGAAUUCAUCGAAAUAGGAAUGGGAUCUCAUGCUUGAGCGGUCACUGCAGCAUUGCCUGGACCGAACCGAACUCGGGGGCGGCUUCGAACAUGGACGCUGGGGAAGACGAUUAUGUAUCAGAGUUUUUACGCGUCGUGGCGUAUUUGGCCUUCUCCAUCUAUGCCAUCGUGUCCCUGGAGCAAAUGAUCAAUGCCAACAAGGUGGCUGCCGAGGAGAGCGAGUGGACUUUUGGCCAGGUAAUCGCCAUUUUUUUACUAGCCGGCACUCUCUACGAGCUUCUCGGCGUUCUCAUCUCCAACUAUGGAAGCAAGCAGCGCCAAGCUGCAAAUCCAGUCGGUAUUUCCCUAGGUUCAGUUCACUGA
Molecule: messenger RNA, 999 nt
Organism: Pyricularia grisea
Lineage: Eukaryota; Fungi; Ascomycota; Sordariomycetes; Magnaporthales; Pyriculariaceae
Exons: 2
Coding region: 1-999 (332 amino acids)
Source: RefSeq, a predicted model, not a curated record